AUGGAAGUCAUUAUUUUAGUUAGUAGAUAUCAAAUGGAGGCCCCUGAGUGGGACCCACUGAAAAAUGACACCCUUCCGCCGACCCUGACGCCAGCUGUCCCUCCGUAUGUGAAGUUGGGCCUGACCAUUGUAUAUACUGUUUUUUAUUCAUUGCUUUUUGUGUUCAUCUACGUCCAGCUCUGGCUGGUCCUUCACUACAGGCACAAGAGGUUCAGUUACCAAACUGUCUUUCUGUUUCUGUGCUUGUUUUGGGCCUCCCUUAGGACUGUGCUCUUUUCAUUUUACUUCAAAGACUUUGUCACAGCAAAUUCUCUCAGCCCCUUCAUCUUCUGGCUUCUCUAUUGCUUCCCAGUCUGCCUCCAGUUUUUCACCCUGACCCUGAUGAAUCUUUACUUCACACAGGUGAUUUUCAAAGCUAAGUCAAAAUAUUCCCCAGAGCUACUGAAAUACAGGUUGCCCCUCCACCUGGCUUCUCUUUUCAUAAGUCUCCUCUUCCUCUUGGUGAAUUUAACAUGUGCAGUAUUGGUGAGGACACAGAAUUCAGAGAGAAAAGUCAUUGUCUCUGUCCGGGUGGCAAUUAAUGACACGUUGUUUGUGCUGUGUGCUGUUUCACUCUCCAUCUGCCUGUAUAAGAUUUCCAAGAUGUCUUUAGCCAACAUUUACUUGGAGUCCAAGGGCUCAUCUGUCUGUCAGGUGACAAGCAUAGGAGUGACUGUUAUACUACUUUAUACCUCACGAGCCUGUUACAACUUGUUCAUCUUAUCGUUUUCCCAAACCAAGAAAGUAAAUUCUUUUGAUUACGAUUGGUACAACGUAUCAGAUCAGGCAGAUCUGAAAUGUCAGCUGGGAGAUGCAGGUUACAUAGUGUUCGGCGUGAUCCUUUUCAUCUGGGAGCUCUUGCCUACUUCCUUGGUUGUGUAUUUCUUCCGUGUCCGAAACCCUACAAAAGAUCUAGCCAACGCAGGAAUGGUCCCAAGCCAUGGCUUCAGUCCCAGAUCUUAUUUCUUUGACAACCCUCGCAGAUACGACAGUGAUGACGAUCUAGCAUGGAAUAUUGCACCACAGGGGGUGCAGGGCAGUUUCUCUCCAGACUACUAUGACUGGGGCCAUCAGAACAACAGCUUCAUGGCUUACAUAGGAUCCCUCCAACAAGAUCCAGCACUGGACACAGACCGGCCAAGCCCUAUAUAACUUCAAUCAAUUAACCACAGCCUUCUAGGACAUUCCAAUAUUAAAACAAAUGUUCUGAAAAACAAAGCUUAGCAAUUUUUCUUCACCUUUUGGUUUUUAGAAGUGUUCCUAUGCACAGAU
Gavia stellata (red-throated loon) is the source of this 1311-nucleotide messenger RNA. RefSeq names its product G protein-coupled receptor 137B (gene GPR137B). The transcript is spliced from 8 exons. Gene Ontology annotation, biological process: negative regulation of osteoclast differentiation; positive regulation of TORC1 signaling; negative regulation of bone resorption. The record is from RefSeq and is a predicted model, not a curated record. Gene Ontology annotation, cellular component: lysosomal membrane. The coding region runs from base 1 to 1191 and encodes 396 amino acids. NCBI's taxonomy places the organism in Eukaryota, Metazoa, Chordata, Aves, Gaviiformes, Gaviidae.